This is a messenger RNA of Penaeus chinensis, 1101 nucleotides long. RefSeq names its product gibberellin-regulated protein 14-like. The transcript has 2 exons. NCBI's taxonomy places the organism in Eukaryota, Metazoa, Arthropoda, Malacostraca, Decapoda, Penaeidae. The record is from RefSeq and is a predicted model, not a curated record. Bases 71 to 733 code for a protein of 220 amino acids.
GGAGAGCUAGAGCGCCAUUCUGCUCCCAUCCGCCAGAAGAAGCAGUCUUAGUCAGCAGAAGAGGGCAGACAUGAAGGGUUUUUUCGCCGUGGCCUUGGUCGCCGUGCUCUGCGCCGCUCCCCUUCGAGCUGAGCCUCUGCCGCGCCCUGGCUAUGGGGGAGUGCAGACUCUACCGGCUCCUUUGCCUGCCGACCUGAGGUCCUCGCAAACCAGGCCUUUCGAUCGCCCUGACGUUCCCUCCUUCCAGCGACCUCAGAUCCAGCCCCAACACCCGUCCUCAUUCAAACAGACCAAACCCCUGCCUCGCCCAGUGACCCUCCCAGCCAGGCUGCCACAGGACCUCAAGCAGACGAGACCCGUCGUCCGCCCUCAGGUUCAGCCCCAGCCAGUAGUGCUCCCUGCCGGUCUUAGCUCACCGGGGAGGCAAACGAAACCCUUGGCUCGACCUGUGACCCUUCCUGCAAGACUCCCAGAGGGCUUCAGGCAGACAAGACCAGUUGCUCGUCCCUCAUACCACCGACCCCAAGUCCUACCAGCUUAUCCUUCAGGAGGAAGACAGACCCUUCCCGCUAAACUUCCCGAGGACCUGCGCGGACCGAGCAAGCAGACAAGACCUGUAGUUCGACCGACAUCGUACAUCCCUCAGGGAGAAACUGAAAUCUGUCGAAACUGCGCCCAGCUGUCAUACGUCCGUCGCGGCGCGUGCUGCAAGCGCUGGAAUACCUGCUGUUGAGGUUCCUGCGGCCAAGGUCUGUGCACUUUACACAGACAGACCUUGAACAGAUCGAGUCAAAACACCACGCGCAGAUCGAGUCAAAACAUCACGGGCAGAUCGAGUCAAAACAAAACCCUUCCUUCGCGCUGUGUGAUUAGCUGUGAUCUCUUGACUCCGAUUUGAAUAUUCAGAUUGUAAUGCAAGUGAUCUUUAUUAUGAGAUUUGGAAAUAAAGAUGGUCAAAAUUCUUAGAAAAGACAAAAAAAAUGUACGUUUUUGAUAAUCCAUUAUUGGGAUGCUGAUAGGUCCCAGAUAAAAAAAAAAUAAAAAAAAUUAUGAUGAAAGCAGAAACUUGACAGAAUAAAAGUUUAUACAAUAUAAAAGGAU